This is a messenger RNA of Aspergillus japonicus CBS 114.51, 1212 nucleotides long. RefSeq names its product E3 ubiquitin-protein ligase RAD18 (gene rad18). Gene Ontology annotation, cellular component: Rad6-Rad18 complex; nucleus. The record is from RefSeq and is a predicted model, not a curated record. The transcript has 5 exons. Gene Ontology annotation, biological process: protein monoubiquitination; DNA damage tolerance. Bases 1 to 1212 code for a protein of 403 amino acids. NCBI's taxonomy places the organism in Eukaryota, Fungi, Ascomycota, Eurotiomycetes, Eurotiales, Aspergillaceae. Gene Ontology annotation, molecular function: single-stranded DNA binding; ubiquitin protein ligase activity.
AUGGACCACCAGACCUUUGACCUCCCCGACUCGACGGACUGGCUGGCCACGCCGCUGUCCCUUCUCGCGCCGCUCGAGUCCGCCCUCCGAUGUCAAGUAUGCAAGGAUUUCUUCGAGAACCCCGUCAUCACCUCGUGCAGCCACACAUUCUGCUCAUUAUGCAUACGCCGCUGUCUCAGUACGGAGGGGAAGUGUCCCGCGUGUCGCAGUUCGGAUCAGGAGCUGAAGCUGCGGCAGAAUUGGGCGGUGCAGGAGCUUGUUGAGACGUUUCAGAAUGCGAGACCGAGCGUCUUGCAGCUGGCGACUCAGGCGGCAACCGCGGCGGCGCAAACAGGUGAGGGGGAUCUAGAGCGGCCGGCAUCGAAGAAGCGGAAGGCGGAUAUUGCUGCGGGGAGGUCAGUGGAGGGGGUGAGGACGCGGUCGCAGGCGAGAGGAGGUCCUGCACAGCAAGCUCCCACAGAAGUGAUUGAGGUGAUCGACGAUAGUCAGGAUGAGGAGCUUCCAGCGGAUGGACUUGUCGCCUGUCCGGUAUGUCAGCGGAGGAUGAAGAACGAAGCCGUGUUCUCACAUCUUGAUAAAUGCACUGGAGAGCCUGCGCCGCCGAAAGCUUCCCCCAAGACUUCCUUUGGCUCUCUACACAUGCCGAUGUCUGCGCCAGUUCCAUACAGGACUCCCAAGAACAAACCACUUGAGAGACUUCCAACCAUUAAUUAUUCUCUAUACAAGGAGAGCAUGCUUCGGAAAAAGCUCAAAGAUCUAGGCAUCCCCAAUACAGGCCCACGGCCACUGCUGCAAAGACGCCAUACCGAAUGGGUGAAUCUGUGGAACGCUAACUGCGACUCAAAGUCGCCCAAAGCUCAUGGAAUCUUGUUGCGUGAACUCGACAUCUGGGAACGAACUCAAGGCAACCAAUCUUCUUCUUCAUCAUCCGAGGCUCCUGGAUCGAUCAUGCGCAAGGAUUUCGAUAAAGCUGCUUGGUCGACAAGCCAUGAAGACGACUUUAAGAAACUCAUUGCCAACGCUCGGCAAAAGAGUCGCGCGGCGGCGCGUACGACAACACCACAAGAAUCCGCUGCGUCGAGUACAAUGCAGAACACACCUGCUUCAGAGCUGACAGAUUCCUCAUUCCCAGCAGAGACCACAGAUCCCUCCGAUAGUGUGCCUGUAGAUGCCAAAUCGUUCAAUGGCGGAUUGACUGAAAUGCAUCACUAA